Messenger RNA from Cuscuta campestris, 731 nucleotides. NCBI's taxonomy places the organism in Eukaryota, Viridiplantae, Streptophyta, Magnoliopsida, Solanales, Convolvulaceae. The record is from the annotation of a GenBank genome assembly.
CUUAAAAAGAAUUAAAACAUACUCCCUCCGUCCAAGAAUAAUCUUCCUACUCUACCUUUUUUCCCGUCCGAAAAAAAUCUUCCUACUCUACGUUUUCAUACCCUCUCUUCCAAAAAUACCCCUCUCAUUAAAUCUCACCCAUUAUUCCUAACUACACCCCUCCCCCCUCAUUGAAUGUAUCGUCAACCGUCCUCAUUCACUCCUCCCCUCUCCCUAUCUUAUCCGAUCACAAUCUCCAUAUCCUCCUCAAACCCUUCACAUCUUCCGAUCUGAACUCUUCAUUUUCUCUAUCUCCAAACUCAACUGCUUCGUCUCCUAGAUCUGCAAUGGAUUCGUACGAUUUGCGCUUCGAAUCCAUUAUCCCGGAGACACAAUUUGAGGAUAUUGGAAUUGAUGAUGGGGAUUUCAUCUAUGACAAGGUGGAGGACGAGGUCAUCGUCAUCGCCAGCGACGACGAUAUGGCCGAUGUUGCCCCGGUCAGAGAGAGGAAGGACGCUGUCCUUCUUGAAUCUCAGGAAGACACUGUUUUUAUUCUUGGGAGGGAGGAGCCUAACUUCAUUGUUCUAGACGGUGAUAUUGAUGAUGCUGAUUGGCCGCCUGGACAUCGGGAUGAAAAAAGGAAGAGGAAUAAAGCUGAAUGUGAAAGGAUUGUUGAAAAGAUUAGGAAGACAAAGAUGGAGAAGAAAGGGGAGUAGUGCUGGGUGUUACUGUAAUAAUCUUGGGGAGGGGGU